AUGACAUUCCUUCCAACCUCUGCUGACUUUUUCUUGUCAAAGAAUCUUUCUAUUUCUUCUGGAGGAGUCAAGAAAAAUCUGGAAGUUUCCAAUGGUCGUCCAGUCACCUAUUUGGCUGGAAAAUCCAUUUUCAAAUUUUUGGACUUGAAAACCCGUCAACGCCUUCACUCGCGCUGCACCGAACUCCGAGUUGUCGACCGUCACUCUCCACUGACUCUGCACACGUGCUCCAUCGGAUCCAACUCAAUUGAAUUCGACUUUUUCGGGUCAUCCUGGACAUUUGAAAACGGCGAAGACGUCACAAUUCGAUGCCUUGGAGGACUAGUGAAUCCCCAAAAGAAGCUAAAAAUGUCUCAAAACGAUGCGAUGAAGGAGAUCCUCAAAUUCUACCUAAACCGACGUGGAACGACGAUCAAGAAGUUGUUCAUUCAAGAUAAGAAGGUGUUGAACAUUCUAGAAACCGUUGGGGUCUUCAAGAAUUUCGAAAUUCAAAGUGGACUGGAUGUAAUGAGAUUCAAGGAUCACGAGAUGGAAAUCAAGGAGCUGCCUGAUGCCAUUUUGAGAAACAUUCAGUGGAGACUCGAGGAUCGAAGACGUCAAUAUUAA
This is a messenger RNA of Caenorhabditis briggsae, 606 nucleotides long. RefSeq names its product Protein CBR-SDZ-32 (gene Cbr-sdz-32). The record is from RefSeq and is a predicted model, not a curated record. The transcript has a single exon. Lineage: Eukaryota; Metazoa; Nematoda; Chromadorea; Rhabditida; Rhabditidae. The coding region runs from base 1 to 606 and encodes 201 amino acids.